GACUCUACAGAGUCCCAGCCCUGACAACCUUUACAGUUCAUGACCCCCCCCAUGGCCAAGACAUCUACAAAGCCCCAGCCCUGACAACCUUUACAGUUCAUGACCCCCCCCCAUGGCCAAGACAGAUUAAUAAUAUGGUUACCCUCUCACCGUCACCCAUUAAGAGAGGGAUUUAAACACUUCAGAUACAACCAGCAUGACAUCAGUUCUCGUCCCUCCCAUUUCCCAACAUCCCACAGUGUUAUUCUGCUCUAAAUGACAGUGAUGUUAUUGGUUGGUUCUUCACAUCGCUGUGUCGUCAUGGGAAACACAACGUGCCUUUGCUCAAACUUCCUUUCUGAGAUGAUUUCACAACUGUAAUGUUCUCUCAAGCUAUUACCUAUGCAUGGAUCCUAUUGAAGCUUGGUGUAUGCUGUAUUCUAUAUUAUAUUAACCAACAGAAUGAAAUAGUUCCUAUAUAUUAUGUCUUGUUUUGUUGUUGAGAUCUUUAGCUAAACUGUUAUCUAUGCAGAUCUUUAGCUAAAACUGUUAUCUAUGCACCAUUCCCCAGUCAAUGAUAUGAAGCUCAAAUACAGUAUGUACAUAUUUCCCAGUCUGUAUAUUCGCCCCAAAUGGCACCCUGUUCCCGUAGUGCUCUAGUUUUGACCAGGCCCAUGCAGCUCUGGUCAACAGUAGUGUCCUCUAAUAGAGAUUAGGGUGCCAUGUGGGAAACAUGUCCUGUUAAACACACGAUCAUGUUGUUUUCAUGAUUCAUAGUAACUCAUCAUAUUUUGUUUUCUGUUUUCUGAGAUAAUGAUCGACGGAAAGUGAUUGUCUCAUUGAUAAUCAAAGUGAACAUAAGCAAUGUAUGAUUUUUAAAAUUCAAACCCUGAUUUAAUAGCAAUAUUUCAAAUCCAGGCGAAUUGAACUUCAGACUUAAAGAUGUGUUUGUGAUGGAUAAUGUUUGCCCUACCUCUAACAAUACAUUGUGUUAUCUGUGCCAAAGCCUUGCUAUGCAUAUAGAAAAUGGCAACUUUUACAUGAGUCAUGAGUCACCCCCUAGAUGUCCUUUAGAAGUCAUCCACCGUUUCCAUAACAUACUGAAUCCUACAGCUGUCACCAUUCAGUUUCCAUAACAUACUGAAUCCUACAGCUGUCACCAUUCAGUUUCCAUAACAUACUGAAUCCUACAGCUGUCACCAUUCAGUUUCCAUAACAUACUGAAUCCUACAGCUGUCACCAUUCAGUUUCCAUAACAUACUGAAUCCUACAGCUGUCACCAUUCAGUUCCCAUAACAUACUGAAUCCUACAGCUGUCACCAUUCAGUUUCCAUAACAUACUGAAUCCUACAGCUGUCACCAUUCAGUUUCCAUAACAUACUGAAUCCUACAGCUGUCACCAUUCAGUUUCCAUAACAUACUGAAUCCUACAGCUGUCACCAUUCAGUUCCCAUAACAUACUGAAUCCUACAGCUGUCAGACUUCAAGUAGAGUCAGGAAAAGUUAUCCACAAGAUAUCCCAUCAGACUAUAGUAGCAUUGAGACUCUGACAGACUGAUUUGUCUGACAGUCACCUGGGAUGUCAUUUUAACCAGAGAUGCUCAGGAAAGAUAUUCAAUAGACACUGACGACGGCCAUGUUGUCUCCUCCACCAGAGCAACAUGGAUUACAUCUCUCUGCGUGCCUGUCUGAUUAAAUGUUCUCUCCGACCGUCACACAGUGAGAUGUGAUGGUCGGACACAUGGUUGACAAUGGUGUUUUUACCUGACAGUACUGUAGGGACCAGGUUGAAGAGAGUUAGGGUUGUUGUGAUGGUUAGGGUUGUUGUGAUGGUUAGGGUUGUUGUGAUGGUUAGGGUUGUUGUGAUGUGGUGUAGUCUACUGGUGUUGUCCACAUGGUCCUGUGGUGGGGUAGUCUACUGGUGUUGUCCACAUGGUCCUGUGGUGGGGUGGUGGGGUGGUCUACUGGUGUUGUCCACAUGGUCCUGUGGUGGGGUGGUCUACUGGUGUUGUCCACAUGGUCCUGUGGUGGGUGGUGGGGUGGUCUACUGGUGUUGUCCACAUGGUCCUGUGGUGGGGUGGUCUACUGGUGUUGUCCACAUGGUCCUGUGGUGGGGUGGUCUACUGGUGUUGUCCACAUGGUCCUGUGGUGGGGUGGUCUACUGGUGUUGUUCACAUGGUCCUGUGGUGGGUAGUCUACUGGUGUUGUCCACAUGGUCCUGUGGUGGGGUGGUGGGGUAGUCUACUGGUGUUGUCCACAUGGUCCUGUGGUGGGGUGGUCUACUGGUGUUGUCCACAUGGUCCUGUGGUGGGUAGUCUACUGGUGUUGUCCACAUGGUCCUGUGGUGGGGUGGUGGGGUAGUCUACUGGUGUUGUCCACAUGGUCCUGUGGUGGGGUGGUCUACUGGUGUUGUCCACAUGGUCCUGUGGUGGGGUGGUCUACUGGUGUUGUCCACAUGGUCCUGGUGGGGUGGGGUGGUCUACUGGUGUUGUCCACAUGGUCCUGUGGUGGGGUGGUCUACUGGUGUUGUCCACAUGGUCCUGUGGUGGGGUGGUCUACUGGUGUUGUCCACAUGGUCCUGUGGUGGGUAGUCUACUGGUGUUGUCCACAUGGUCCUGUGGUGGGGUAGUCUACUGGUGUUGUCCACAUGGUCCUGUGGUGGGGUGGUCUACUGGUGUUGUCCACAUGGUCCUGUGGUGGGGUGGUCUACUGGUGUUGUCCACAUGGUCCUGUGGUGGGGUGGUCUACUGGUGUUGUCCACAUGGUCCUGUGGUGGGGUGGUCUACUGGUGUUGUCCACAUGGUCCUGUGGUGGGGUGGUGGGGUGGUCUACUGGUGUUGUCCACAUGGUCCUGUGGUGGGGUGGUCUACUGGUGUUGUCCACAUGGUCCUGUGGUGGGGUGGUCUACUGGUGUUGUCCACAUGGUCCUGUGGUGGGUGGUCUACUGGUGUUGUCCACAUGGUCCUGUGGUGGGGUGGUCUACUGGUGUUGUUCACAUGGUCCUGUGGUGGGGUGGUGGGGUAGUCUACUGGUGUUGUCCACAUGGUCCUGUGGUGGGGUGGUCUACUGGUGUUGUCCACAUGGUCCUGUGGUGGGGUGGUGGGGUGGUCUACUGGUGUUGUCCACAUGGUCCUGUGGUGGGGUGGUGGGGUGGUCUACUGGUGUUGUUCACAUGGUCCUGUGGUGGGGUGGUGGGGUAGUCUACUGGUGUUGUCCACAUGGUCCUGUGGUGGGGUGGUCUACUGGUGUUGUCCACAUGGUCCUGUGGUGGGGUGGUCUACUGGUGUUGUCCACAUGGUCCUGUGGUGGGGUGGUCUACUGGUGUUGUCCACAUGGUCCUGUGGUGGGGUGGUCUACUGGUGUUGUCCACAUGGUCCUGUGGUGGGGUGGUGGGGUGGUCUACUGGUGUUGUCCACAUGGUCCUGUGGUGGGUGGUGGGGUGGUCUACUGGUGUUGUCCACAUGGUCCUGUGGUGGGGUGGUCUACUGGUGUUGUCCACAUGGUCCUGUGGUGGGGUGGUCUACUGGUGUUGUCCACAUGGUCCUGUGGUGGGGUGGUGGGGUGGUCUACUGGUGUUGUCCACAUGGUCCUGUGGUGGGUGGUGGGGUAGUCUACUGGUGUUGU
Molecule: messenger RNA, 3603 nt
Organism: Oncorhynchus gorbuscha (pink salmon)
Lineage: Eukaryota; Metazoa; Chordata; Actinopteri; Salmoniformes; Salmonidae
Exons: 2
Coding region: 2627-3589 (320 amino acids)
Source: RefSeq, a predicted model, not a curated record